This is a messenger RNA of Paramecium tetraurelia, 2226 nucleotides long. RefSeq lists its product as uncharacterized. The transcript is spliced from 6 exons. Lineage: Eukaryota; Ciliophora; Oligohymenophorea; Peniculida; Parameciidae. The record is from RefSeq and is a predicted model, not a curated record.
AUGUUAAACCAAAAAACCAUAUAAAAGAUUCCACAAAAUUGUAAUAUGAUAGUUAAAGUUCUUUCUUUUAUCAAUAAUGAUGAAGAAGAUUAAUCUCAAGAGGAAAUAGAAAAGAAGCAAAAAGUAUUUGAAAUUCUAAGAACCAGUAUGCAAUUAUAGGAAGUUGAAGACUAAGAAAAUGAUUAUGAAUCUGAUUAUAUUCCUGUUCCAUGUGAAGAAGCUUGCUUUUCUUAAUAAAGCACUCAAAAAUCUCAGCAAUCUCAAUACUUAAGAUCACCUUUGUAAACGUUUACUCAACAUUUUUAAAAUUAAAAUAAAGGAUUUGUAGGAAAACUUUUUACUCUUACUGAUGAAACAGAAUAUACAGUUGAUGAUCGCAAACCAACUCAUACUAGAGGUCCAAGCAAAAUCUAAGAAAUUUUAUAGGAUUUAUAAGCAAAUGUUGCUGAUGACAUUAUGAAAAUGGCAAACGAUAUCAUUAAAUUUACUGAAAAUAGUUCAAAUACAAAUGGAAGUGCUUAAUUUAUUCAAAGCGAUUCAAAAUUAAAACCACACAUAAGUUAAUACAAAGCAAAUUAACAACCAAGAGAAACAAAGGCUAAUAAUCUUAGAGAUGGAUUCAAAUUAUUUGAAAAGCAAAAUAGUUAAAAAUAACUUAAAUCUGACACAUAAUUAGACAAAUAAAGUUUAAAAUCUAAUUGUUAAAAUGAACCAUAAAAAUAUAUAUAGUAAUUGCCAAAGACUAACUAUUAAACGAACGCAAACAAUUACAAUUCAAACAAUACUAAUUACAAUUCUCAUUAUAAUACUAAUGCAUCUGUUUAAAAAAAUUAAUAAAAGUCAGAGAGAAAUUCUUAAGAAUAUACAAAAAAUAAUUCUAAUCGAAAUAGUUAUUCUUAACAAAUUAUAAAUACUAGAACUAGUUAGGAAUAAAUUAAUUGCAACUCUUCAUAAAAUUCGCUCCAACAAAAUUCUCCAAAUCAGGAUGAUCAAAGGCAUCAAUAUUAAUUCUAUUCCAAAAAGCAAAACUCAAAUAACAAUAGUAAUCGAGAUUCUGUCUUUAGCAAAAAAAAAUUUCAUAUAAAUUACGAUAGUUUCAAAAUAAAUUCAAAUAAUAACCAGAUUAGUUAAAAUUUUUAUGACACUGUUUAGAAAUAAUUCAACUUCUAUCAAAAUUCAGAUGAUGAAAAUUAAGGUAAAUAAUCAAUUGAAAAUUAAACUCCUAAUUUAAAUAUUAGUAAGAAACUAGAAAAAGAUAACUUAAGCAUUAAUAAUAGUAGUACUCUAAACUUAUUAAGUGAUAAAAAAUCAUAUCAAGAAUUUUGCGAACCUUGUUAAAAUACAUAAGAAAGUGAUAAAAAAUAAAAUAGUUCUAUUUAGAAAAAGAAAGUUAAACGAAGAAAAAGGUCUAGAAUUCCUAAAAAUAUUAAAUAUUUUUUAGAUAUAAUUGAGGAAUAAUCAAACGAUUACUUCACUCCAGAUAAAUCAUUAUUGGAAUCAAGUGAAUGUCUUGAUACGAUAUAAUCAGUGCCUAAUUUCGGAGAAAGUGAGCAUGAUAAUAUGAGCUACAGAUCGGAUCGUAAAAACUUUACAAUCAGUGAAGGUAAUAAAAUUAAAAUCAGAACUCCUAACACCUAAGAAAUCAAGGAAGAAUUAUAAUCUUCUGAUUCAUUUGAUCGUCCCAAUAGCUAGUUAAUUAAUCAAACCUUAGUGAAUUUUGAGGAUAUCGACUAAAUUUUGAACCAAGUCCAAGGUUAUAAGGCUUUACGAUGCAAAAAUUAAGAAGAAGAAGCCAUUCUUGCUUCUUGGAAUCGAGUAUGCAACGAAAUAAUAAGAAAAUAAUUUACUUCCGGUGACUUUGGAUCUCGAGAGGAUAUAAAAUUAACUGGAAAUUUAACAAUAAAAUUAGCAUUAAAUUACUUUAAUCAUAAUCAAAAAACAGAUUAAAAUUCAUUUGUAGAAAAUUCUUGUUUCAUUGAAACUGAUUAAUAACAUUUGGAAAAGAGUGAAUCAGAAAUUCAAGGAGAUGAUAAUAAUGACGCUGAAGUUGGAAUGCUGAAUAAAUAAUUUAGUCCCAAUUUCAGUGAUGUUUGCAAAAGGAUAUAAUUCACUGGUCUUGAGGAACCAAAAAUACUAUUUGGAAAAGCAACAUCUUCUAAAGAUUUGCCAAAUGUCUAAAUAUACAAUACUAAAUAUGAAUAAUAAUUAUUGAAUUAUUAAUUUUGA